Messenger RNA from Pangasianodon hypophthalmus (striped catfish), 5693 nucleotides. It is a transcript of the gene prob1, whose product is annotated as proline-rich basic protein 1. The record is from RefSeq and is a predicted model, not a curated record. NCBI's taxonomy places the organism in Eukaryota, Metazoa, Chordata, Actinopteri, Siluriformes, Pangasiidae. Gene Ontology annotation, cellular component: nucleoplasm. The transcript is spliced from 2 exons. The coding region runs from base 617 to 4540 and encodes 1307 amino acids.
GACAAGCUCACCACACAGCCAGAACAGCACCUGCUGUAAAAGCUAACUGCCACGCUGCUACCUCAACUCCUAUGGGGCCUGGAUCCUAUAAACUGAGCCAACUCUCAGCAGCUAAAAAUUAAGGAGUUUCUGCACAAGCUGCUUUGAAGAUUUGCAACAGGUGGGUAUUUUCGAUCUCAUCUGAGUUUUAAAUCGUCUUGGGAGCAAGAGAGCUUCUUGUACAUUACCAGCAGCUGUCACCCUGGAAUAUUCAGUAUUUCACAUAACCAGCAAAAUAUAAACACUGGAAGAGCACUGGAUGCUUUAAGGUAACAUUGUAAAAUUGAACAUGAAUUAAAACAGGAGCUAGUUCUCAGAAUUUUUAAACUAACCACUGAUUACCAUGUCUUCCUUUUAAAAUGUUUGUGAGUAGUAAUGUGCACUCUUUUUCCUUUCUGGAGGACAGGAAUCAGCAGAAGUGACAUGAAGUAUCAGUGCAGUUCUUCUUCUCUGAUUCAAAAACUUUAGAGUACGGGUCAUCCAACAGGACAUCUGACUACAUGUACUGUUGCACUGGAAUAAAGAAAUUACUUCCGGAUUUUUUUGAAUAUACUUUCCAGAACUCUGCCACGCAACUAUGUCAGAGGGCAAAUUUCAAAAUGACAUUUUAAAAUAUGUGACUCACUCAUCCUUUUCUUUGAAAGAAAAAGCCUUUGAGCUUCAAACAACAAGAUUAGAUGAGGAGGAGAGUAACCCUGCGCUGGCUGAUGAUUCCUUGGAUGACUCAUCAAGUUCAUAUUGCACUGCCCUUUGUUCACUCAGUGAGUACAGUGAGGCUUUGGAAGACGAAACACAGACAACCUGUACUGACCCACCAUGUGAGAAUGCUUCAACUGAGUCCUCACAAUCUGUAGCUGUUUCAGGACGAACAUUGACAAACUCUUCACCUAAGAACACUGAUCUACUUCAAGACCUCAAAACAAAACAGAAGGAUGGUAAAGGAACUUCACAGGAUGUUUUAAGUAAAGAACUACUAUAUGGCCAAAAUAAAGUUUCUGCCAAAAAUCCUGUUUUGAUAGAAUCAAAACAAUUUUCAUCAAGCCCUAAAAUAACAAUUUUAAACGUGAAUCUUAUAAAUAUAAAUACUGUAGAUGCUGACCAAGACAGUACUCCCACCAGUACACCUAACCCCACACCACAGGAUUAUUUCAAGAAGAAUGCUACUCAAAGUGAUACCAAACCUGUUCAGAAUGUUGGCUCCCUGGAACACAAAAUUACCCCAAACACUAUUUUGACCAGAAGUAAAGGAAAGUACAACCAGGAAAGGAACCAAGAACACAGUGAUAUUAAGCCAGAAGAACACCCCACAACACUUCAACAAAGCUCCAGAAAUGAUCACUAUAAACCCAGCACUGAGUUCAAACUGGACAGUGAUGAAUCUAUCAUCAGGAAAAUGAAAUGGGAGGGGGAGGAGCAGGGUCUAGGAGUUGGAAAGGAGCAGGCAGAGCUGUCACUCAAUGCUGGAAAUAGAAAACCGCCUGCAAGCUGCACAUCAACACUCACAGCCAACAAGCAGAAGUCAGGAAUCCUGCCACGUUGUUAUUCCAAAAGUCUCCUCGCAACCAGGAACCAACACCAGUCCCAGAGCCCUCCUGUUUCCCAGAGGCUAAAAAAGCAGAACGGACAAGGCAUCGGGCUGUCAACAUCGCUUCCACCAACACCCUGCAGUAGCUACAGGCAACACUGCAGCUCUGCAGACAAUACCAGAGGAAAAUUCAGCAUGGCUACAAAGGUAGCUGGGACAACCACGGAAGUAAGAGGCCUUGCUGCACUGGAAUAUACAAGAUCAUCAUGUCCUGAAACGAACUACCUGGAUGUUUUGAACUCCACCUGUUGGUCCUCAACUCAGCAGUAUUCUGAUAGAGACUUUUAUGAUUGGUCCAAAGAUGUCUUCAAGGUGCCAGUGAUACCAGCAAACAACAAUAACACUUCAGCAUGCUCUGAGGCUAGCAGUUUUGAAUGCAUUGAUGUGGCCUUGGAAAACCAUGAAGAAGUGGACAGAAUUGCAAAAACAGUACCAAAGCGACAGAUUCAGCUGAAAAGACGGGACAACGUAGAGUCUCAUGCUAGUGAAAAAGACAUUAUUCCAUCUACACCUAGCCGGCCUCGGGACCCUCUACAGCGUCAGCAUAGUACCCCUGCUGCCUUUCAUCAGGACUUGCAUGGAUCCGAAACAAAGUUUGGUCAAACUGAGCAAAAGAAGAAGCUUCAGAAAUCAUUAUCAUUGGAUGAAACGUCCAGCAAAACCAAAAUGGCUUCCUGCAUCAUUAAAAAUGUCCUGUCAAAGAGGAUGCAACAUGAACAGAACCUUCACAGUGUGGAUGUUCCUGAUCAAACCUUCUGUCCUAUCAAAGCAGAUGGCACAGUCAAUAAUAUUGAUUACCUAAGCUCUUGUGCUAAGGAAGAGUGCACUGAAAGUAAUAAAGUGAACCUGGCUACAGUUCCUCUUUUAAGUUGCCGUACUUCAGCUCAGAGUCCAGUGCUGAAGACUGACUCCCAGACAAUGAGCUCUAUCAAAGAACAUAUCAGUGUCAGCUCCAAAAUACUUCCUAAAUUGAUAACCAAACACAGUUUCAACCCUCUGCUUGGAGGCCUAGGCAGGACGCAGUUUCAGGGAAGUGGUACUGAAAUAGCUGCGUAUUCUGAAGCGGAAGAAGAGAAGCUGAGUCCCAGUAAGGAGGCAAACCAGGGCAGUGGAGAGAAGCUAUCCUGUGACUCAGCAAAGGGUAAAGCAUGGAACUUGAGUGCAGUGACAGGCGGAGCUGUUGGCAAACAAGCCACAGUGAAAACUACACCUGAGGAAUGUGUCAAUGUGCAGGCAUCCCAGAAACAACAUUAUGUCAAGGAUCAGCCCAUUGAGAAGCAAGAGAAACCAGGUGAGAACAAAGAAAGCACACAAAGUCCCACAGUGUCUGCCUGGCUAGCUUGUAGUCUGGAUGCAAAGAUAGUGGAUAAUGUCCUGUCCCAGUCUGUUGAGUGUAAUCUGAAAAAAGAUCAGGAGAGUGGCAAGGGAGAACUCAGGCCCCCUGGGCAGUCAGUAAAUAUGGGCAUUCAGAGCCAAGGAAAAUUCAGAGCAAUAGCCCCUGUGCAUGUGGUGAGGGAUAUGCGGAGCCUAGUGAAAAACACAUACAGUCUAUCAUUCCGGGGGCUCUCUGAAGCAGUACAAGGGCUAGAUGACACAGUUCCUAGUUUUGCAACAGCAGCACCCCAUCCAGUUAUCAGCAAAAGGGAGAACAAAGUGAAGGGACACAAGCAAGAUGAGAAAUUACAUGUGCCAAAGGCAACUCUACCUCUUGCACUGGACACAGUCAUGGAUUUGGCCUCUCUUGAUACCACUUCCAGAGAAUUUGCAACACAAGCUGACUCUAUCCUGGAAUCAAAUGACAAAAUUCCCCAUACUGGAUUUACAAAGGUCAGCCCAAUUAGUGCAGCCCAGACAAACAGUUGUGGAUUGUCAAAAUCCCCAAAGGCACAGGACAGUCAAACAGCUGUCAGCCAAACAAAUGUCCAAUGUAGCAACACAUACAUGAAAAAAACAACUUGCGCAAACAUGCCAAUACAAGCUCAUAAGGGGACCUUAACUAACACAUCUGAAAAUGAGCAGUCUGCAGACACCAGGAACCCAGAAUGUGAGAAACCUAGAAACUUUGCUGUGCAUCCAACACAGCCACUGGCAACUGCAUCACUGUAUUGUCUACCUGUAGAAAGUUCUGACCAGCAGGGUAGUUGUAAGAUCUCCAACCAAGUAUGCUCUGCAGAAAAAGAUGGUCAACAGACUCCAGGCCUACCUGCCAAAUCACAAAACUCAGCUGGGCCUCCUUCUGCCUGCAUCUUAACUGUUGCUCCAGCACCAGUGUUCCCGUCAUAUUUCUACAAACCUAAUCUACUAGGCUACCAGACAAUCUCUCCAAACAUGGGUACAGUUAGUUAUGUUCAAGGCCCAGUCUUGCUGCAAACGCCACCUGACAACCAGCCUGCUACAGCAAGUGGUCCUGUCCCCUUGAUGAAAUCGUUAUCUGUGGAAGGAAGACUGCUAUCUCAGCCAUGCAUGGCAGAUGGCUACCCAGUACAGCAAGAGUCAUCUAAGCAGAUGGAGAAUGGAGAUACCAGCCAGAAAAUGCCUUCUCCAGAUACCCAGCCCUGUACAGCUUUCAUCACAGCCUUGGGUGCUGAGGGCAUACAUGGGGGUGCUAGUAUGUUGUAUCCGGAAAUGGGUGGAAGUCAGCAUGUGUCAAAUCCUCGACACAUGCUGCUAGACCCUGAAACCGGCCAGUGCUUCUAUGUAGACAUGCCACAACUGCCACAACGCAAGAUGCUCUUUGACCCAGAAACCUGCCAGUAUGUUGAGGUUGUAGUUCCACAGCAAACUUUGUCCAGUACUGUUAUGACAACCCCCUGUGCCAUACCUUUCCCCUCCCUUCACAUCCCAGCCAUGUACACUCCACACUGCCUGUCUUAUGUCCAGACACACCAUCGGGUGCUGCCACCACCAGAACCUUGAGAGUUGAUACAGAGGGCUGUACAGGCUGUUUGAACUGGUUGACCCACGGACUCCUAGUUCUGGAUACAGAAUAUAUAGAAUUUGCAUAAUGUUUUAUAACAUUGCAUCAUGUUAAUAAUUUGCAUACCUGAGCACAAACUGAUAUAUCUACCUCUAGGAUUAGUAGCUGUCAUUGCAUUAAUUCUUCAUUGAAGGAUGCACACAUACACACAAUUAAACUACAUAGCCACGCUGAAUGAAAGCCAUCAAGAUAAAUGUAAGAUAAAUGUAAUCAUACAUGAAACCCCAUCUUUUUUUAUUUCAAAAACAAAUUUUCUUUUCUCUCUAUAUUUCUACAUGAGCACCAAGAACAUGUCCUCAUUUACUGGAAUUUUGCACAUUUUAUUGCAUUUGUGAGAAUAUCUGGUCCUCCCAGUGUAGAAACAGGAGUUCCCCAAUUCAAUAGUGAGUGUGAUAGAUGAAGGCGCUUCACUCAAGAAUCUUUUCCAAGUACUUUUGAGUGUUUGACAUGCAUGGGUAGGUAUGGGUAUCAAUGGGGCUUAGAUCAAGUAAUGUACAUUAUUGAAUAUACACACUGAUAGAAACACUUGCUUUGUACCACUUAUAAGAGAACAACUAUGAGAAACCUGCACAGUGUAUUUUGUACUAGAAAUCAUGUAUAUUGUCGGUAUCAUUUAUAUUAGAAAUGUUUCUUAAUACUUUAAAAAUAUAUGUUUGGUCACUUUUCUAUGGAACCUUACAGAUGAGUUAUUCAAUUUGGGAAGUCCAUAGUCUUACUAAUGGCCACUUUAAAAAAAAAAGAAAAAAAAAACCUCACCAGACUUCUGUUAUGAAUGCUGUGAAUGAGGAAAUGUAGAUCUGUCUAUAUUUCCUUUACAGCAAUAUAAUCAAUUAAAACAAUCACAAAGAAGUAGAUCCACAGGUUAGCAUGUAAAUCAUGGUGUAUGGUUCCAAUGCAAGGCACUAUCAUGCAUUAAGAAAAGGACUAAAUGAAAUAAAAUGCUUAAUAUUGUAUUUCAAUAAGAUGUAUGACAUUGUAUUGGCAUGUCAACCAUUUUUAAGUCUUCCUGAAUUUCUAAUUUUUUUGGUCAAUAUUCAAUCUUUGUAUGUAAAAUUAAAAUAAAACAAAUAACUAAUAAAAACGUGCAACUUA